GUACACUAUUGCAUUUUCACUUGUUUUUUUUCCCCCCUUCCAGAUAAGCAUCAUGUCAAUGGGAACAGAAUGGUGGAACCUUUCCCAGAGGGAACACAGAUGGCUCUGUUUGGAAUGGGCUGUUUCUGGGGAGCUGAGAGGAAGUUCUGGAGACAGAAGGGAGUCUACUCCACUCAAGUGGGUUAUGCAGGAGGACAUACUCCAAAUCCUACCUACCAUGAGGUCUGCUCAGGUAGAACUGGUCACACAGAGGCUGUUCGAGUGGUGUAUCAGCCACAAAACAUCAGCUUUGAGCAACUGCUCAAGGUCUUCUGGGAGAAUCAUGACCCGACACAAGGGAUGCGACAAGGCAAUGACGUUGGCACACAGUAUCGCUCAGCCAUCUACACCUUUUCUCAGGAACAGAUGGAAGCUGCCUUGAGAUCUAAGGAAGAAUAUCAAAAG
Messenger RNA from Acanthisitta chloris (rifleman), 444 nucleotides. RefSeq names its product mitochondrial peptide methionine sulfoxide reductase-like. Lineage: Eukaryota; Metazoa; Chordata; Aves; Passeriformes; Acanthisittidae. Gene Ontology annotation, molecular function: peptide-methionine (S)-S-oxide reductase activity. Gene Ontology annotation, biological process: cellular response to oxidative stress. The annotation marks the transcript as partial. Gene Ontology annotation, cellular component: cytoplasm. The transcript is spliced from 4 exons. The record is from RefSeq and is a predicted model, not a curated record.